AUGGCGAGCUAUUUCCCUCCCAAUGGAGUAAUCUCCAGCCAUGGCUCUACUCGAGCAUCAUCGCCAGCUUCCUCCCCGCUUUCACCCCCCGUACAUCAGCGAUCCAAUGCCUUGUCCAACCGACUGACAAGUGUACUUUCGGCCUCCUAUGCGGACUCGGACAUUCGCGAUGCGCUGGAGACACUCAGCCUCAGGGGGAUACACAAUACGGCAGAAGUUCGGAGACAACUACGCUUGGACGUUCAGAAGGAGGUCGUCGACAGCAAUGCCGAGAUUGUGCGGGAUUUCGGUCUGGUUGCGGAGCAAUUGAAACGGAUAGGAACUGUGAUUACCAACCUGAAUCAGACUUGCGAUGAGAUGCGCAAACAUAUUGUCUCUGCCAGACAGGAAACAGCACCAGUGCUCGAGGAAGCGUCGGCCUUGAUGAAACAGAAGAAAGAGGCAGAGACCAAACAGGAGCUGCUGGAAGCUUUCACCCAACAUUUCAUCGUCCCGGAUGAGGAUCUGCUGAUCCUGACACAUGCCGAGGAGCCUAUUGAUGACCAUUUCUUCGAAGUCCUCGCCAGAGUCAAGCAAGUCUACCGGGACUGCGAAGCACUCCUCGGGGGUGAGAACGAGCGACUGGGUCUGGAACUCAUGGAGAAGAGCUCUAGAAACCUCAAUUCCGCCUACCAGAAACUCUACAGGUGGAUACAGAAGGAGUUCAGAUCCCUCAACCUUGAAGAUCCUCGCAUCAGCAGCUCUAUCAGACGUGUUCUGCGAGUGCUGGCGGAGCGGCCAAGCUUAUUCCACAGCUGCCUGGAUUUCUUCGCAGAGGCGCGAGACUACGUGCUCUCUGAUGCCUUCCACUAUGCCCUUACCGAUGCCGUCUCUGGCACGACGGGUGACACCAACGUGAAGCCAAUCGAGUUCUCCACCCACGACCCCUUGCGGUACAUCGGAGACAUGCUGGCCUGGGUGCAUUCCACCACCGUCUCCGAACGAGAGGCACUCGAGGCCCUCUUCGUCGCCGACGGCGAAGAGCUCGCCAAAGGCAUCCAAGCUGGGCUAAGCAGCGAACCCUGGUCCCGUAUCGACGAGGACAAAGAAGUAUCUUUCGACGGCCAAAAGGCUCUCAGCGACCUAGUCAACCGAGACCUUAUUGGCGUCUCCCGGGCCCUGCGCCAGCGCGUCGAGCUAGUCAUCCAAGGCCACGACGACCCCGUCACCUGCUACAAGGUAGUCAAUCUACUAUCCUUCUACCAAACGACCUUCAGAAAACUCCUCGGCCCGCAAUCCAACCUGGCCGAGCUCCUUGAAACCCUCGAAAAGUUCACCUUCAACCACUUCGAAACCCUUAUGCACGACGAAGUCAACAACAUCUCAACAGACCCCUCGGCGCUCACACCCCCGGCGGACCUCUCCGCACCCCAAUUCCUCCAAGACGCCCUAGAAGUCCUCACCUCCCUAAUGAAAACCCACGAGGCCUCCUAUGGCGCCGACCCCAUCCCCACCCCCGGCCCCAAGCCCACCUCACCAGCACCCCAGGACACCAGCACCAGCACCAGCACCGAAAACAAAUUCACCCCUGUCCUCCACUCCGCCCUGGAACCCUUCCUCGACCUCGCCAAAUCCUCCGCUGCCGAUCUCCCCUCCCACACCACCCAAACCAUCUACCUAACCAACAUCCACCUCACCGUCCGCACAACCAUAUCCCCCUACCCCUUCGCCAGCACCACCCACCUCUCCCCAAUCCAAACUGCCCUCUCAACCCUCCGCACAGACCUCCUCGAAAUCCAACACCGCUACCUCCUCACCUCCUCAGGUCUCCAGACCCUCCUCACAGCCCUGGAGCCCUUCUCCCCUCAACAACCACCCUCAGACCAACAGAAGUCAUUGAAACCAAACAUCUCAGAUAUCCUCACCCUCCCAGCCUUCCAGCCGCAGGCGCUUGUGAAUAUCAGUCAGCAAUUGGAUGACUUCCUUCCGUCUGCGUUGAUGGAUGCCACGGAGAACUUGAAGCGCGUGGCGAGCGCGACGUUCGUGAAGAGCGUUACGGAGGAUGCGGUCGAGGCGUUCUGUAGGGACUUUGAGUUUGUUGAGGGGAUGGUGAUUGCGGCGGAUAAUGAGGCGCGUGGAGGUGUGGUAGAUGGGGAUGAGGGUGAGGAGGAGGAGGAGAGAGAGGAGGAGAAGGGGGGAUUGAGGAAGUUGUUCCCUAGGACGACUGGGGAGAUUAGGGUGUUGUUGAGUUGA
Aspergillus luchuensis is the source of this 2232-nucleotide messenger RNA. RefSeq names its product Golgi transport complex subunit COG6 (gene cog6). The coding region runs from base 1 to 2232 and encodes 743 amino acids. The record is from RefSeq and is a predicted model, not a curated record. Gene Ontology annotation, biological process: intra-Golgi vesicle-mediated transport. Lineage: Eukaryota; Fungi; Ascomycota; Eurotiomycetes; Eurotiales; Aspergillaceae. The transcript is spliced from 2 exons. Gene Ontology annotation, cellular component: COG complex.